Actinia tenebrosa (Australian red waratah sea anemone) is the source of this 1101-nucleotide messenger RNA. Its product is annotated as dimethyladenosine transferase. Gene Ontology annotation, molecular function: rRNA (adenine-N6,N6-)-dimethyltransferase activity. Gene Ontology annotation, cellular component: nucleolus. Gene Ontology annotation, biological process: rRNA methylation. The record is from RefSeq and is a predicted model, not a curated record. Lineage: Eukaryota; Metazoa; Cnidaria; Anthozoa; Actiniaria; Actiniidae.
CCUGGUACACGUGGUAAACAUUGCGACGAAACUCAAACUCGAAGGAUUUUUCGUGUUUAUCGAUCUUAUUUUAACUCAAAAUGCCCAAAUUAAAGGCAGAGAAGAAGUCUAGAAAGCAUACAGAAAGCCAGCCAUAUCAACAAGGUCUACGAUUUCAAACUGAACAUGGACAGCAUAUACUAAAAAAUCCUUUGAUCAUAACAAGUCUUGUAGAAAAGACUGGUUUGAGAUCUACUGACACAGUACUUGAGAUUGGUCCAGGCACCGGUAACUUGACUGUCAAAUUAUUAGAGGCAACAAAAAAGGUUAUAGCUUGUGAAUUGGAUCCUCGUAUGGUUGCUGAAUUACAGAAAAGAGUACAAGGAACACCACAAGCAAGUAAGCUUAGUGUGAUGGUGGGUGAUGUCCUGAAAACAGAUCUUCCAUUCUUUGAUGUCUGUGUAGCAAAUCUGCCAUACCAGAUUUCUUCUCCUUUUGUAUUCAAACUCCUAUUACACAGACCAUUCUUCAGAUGUGCUGUUUUGAUGUUCCAAAGAGAAUUUGCACAAAGACUUAUUGCAAAACCUGGCGAUAAGUUAUACUGCCGACUGUCAAUCAAUACACAGUUACUAGCAAGGGUUGACCAUUUAAUGAAGGUUGGUAAAAAUAAUUUUCGUCCUCCUCCAAAAGUUGAAUCAAGCGUCGUCAGAAUAGAACCCAAGAAUCCCCCACCCCCCAUCAAUUUCAAGGAAUGGGAUGGACUUGUGCGAAUUGCUUUUGUACGAAAGAACAAGACCCUAGGUGCCUGUUUUAGCUCUAAGCCAGUUACAGAGAUGUUAGAAAAGAACUACAAAAUUCACUGCUCAUUAAAUCAUGUUAUGUUGGAUGCUGAUUUUAACAUCAAAGAAAAAAUAAACCAGAUAUUAGUAGAUGGAGGAUACGAUAAAAUGAGAGCAAGAACAAUGGAUAUUGAUGAUUUUCUUGGGUUACUGAACGUAUUCAACUCACAAGGAAUUCAUUUUGCUUAGUCUACCUGUCCCUGGUAAUCACUCAAUUUUACUGACCUUAAACGCCCAGUUCCACAUCUCACUUGACCACGAAAUAAAAAAAGAUUGGUAGUAA